GAGGAGAAAGAGGAGGGAAGGGCCUAAACAAAUUUCAAAGUUUCUCUCUCUAUUUGUGUCUGCUUCAAUUUGAAGCUGUCUUUUUAAGUGCCAGUGUGUGUGUGUGCGUGUGUUUUUUUUUUCUAGAACCGUCGCCGUCCUGUGCCUAUUUUGCGUCUCUGUUUAUCUUUCUCUUCCUUUCUUUUUCACAGGCGCCCCCUCUCGAUUCUUAAACUAGGGUUUUGCUCCACCUCCACACUCUCCACCCUAGGGUUUUGCUGCCUACUAUCCCCCCGUCCAUUCUAAUUUCUAAUUUCUAGGGUUUAUCACCCCCUUCUGAUCUCCGCUCAAUGGCCGCCGCCGACAAGCUUAGGGAUUUGUCUCAGCCGAUUGAUGUUUCCUUACUCGACGCCACUGUUGCCGCCUUCUAUGGCACCGGAUCUAAAGAAGAGAGAACUGCUGCGGAUCAUAUUUUGCGGGACUUGCAAAAUAAUCCAGAUAUGUGGCUUCAAGUGGUUCACAUUCUAUCAAACACCCAGAACUUGAAUACCAAAUUUUUUGCUUUACAGGUUCUAGAAGGUGUCAUCAAAUAUAGAUGGAAUGCAUUGCCUGUUGAACAACGAGAUGGGAUGAAAAACUAUAUCUCUGAAGUUAUUGUAAAGCUGUCAAGUGAUGAAGCUUCUUUUCGUCGUGAAAGACUUUACGUCAACAAAUUAAACAUUAUAUUGGUUCAGAUUUUAAAGCAUGAAUGGCCGGCUAGGUGGCGAAGUUUCAUUCCCGAUUUAGUGGCUGCAGCGAAAACGAGUGAAACUAUUUGUGAAAAUUGCAUGGCUAUAUUGAAACUUUUAAGUGAAGAGGUGUUUGAUUUCUCAAGGGGUGAAAUGACUCAACUCAAGAUUAAAGAGCUCAAACAAUCGUUAAACAGCGAGUUUCAACUCAUUCAUGAGUUAUGCUUAUAUGUACUGUCAGCAUCUCAAAGAACUGAGCUCAUCAGGGCUACACUGGCCACACUGCAUGCUUUCCUUUCAUGGAUUCCUCUGGGCUACAUUUUUGAAUCUCCACUGCUCGAAACACUUCUUAAAUUUUUUCCUGUUCCCGCAUACCGUAAUCUCACCCUCCAAUGUUUGACUGAGGUUGCCGCUCUAAAUUUUGGGGAUUUCUACAACGUUCAAUAUGUUAAGAUGUACAACGUAUUCAUCAUGCAAUUGCAGGCCAUACUCCCACUUACCACAAAUAUACCUGAAGCUUAUGCCAAUGGUAGCAGUGAGGAGCAGGCAUUUAUCCAGAAUUUAGCGUUGUUUUUCACAUCUUUUUUCAAGUCUCACAUACGGGUGCUGGAAUCUGCCCCAGAGAAUGUUAAUACCCUGUUGAUGGGACUAGAGUAUCUCAUUAACAUCUCAUAUGUUGAUGACACUGAGGUUUUUAAGGUUUGUCUCGACUAUUGGAACUCCUUGGUCUUGGAGCUGUUUGAGGCACACCAUAAUUCGGAGAAUGCUGCAGCCACAGCAAUGAUUGGCCUGCAGCACAUGCCAAUGGGUCUUGUUGAUGGCCUUGGCUCGCAGCUUCUGCAGAGACGGCAGCUUUAUGCUGAGCCGAUGUCAAAGUUGAGAUUGCUCAUGAUCUCACGGAUGGCUAAGCCUGAAGAAGUUCUGAUUGUUGAAGAUGAAAAUGGGAACAUUGUUCGUGAAACUAUGAAGGAUAAUGAUGUCCUUGUUCAAUAUAAGAUCAUGCGAGAAACCUUGAUAUACUUAUCGCAUCUGGAUCAUGAAGACACUGAAAAGCAGAUGCUGAGGAAGUUAAAUAAACAGCUGAAUGGUGAGGAUUGGACGUGGAACAACCUAAAUACCUUGUGCUGGGCAAUAGGAUCUAUAUCAGGAUCAAUGAUGGAGGAACAGGAAAACAGAUUUCUUGUGAUGGUGAUACGUGAUUUGUUAAACCUUUGUGAGAUUACAAAAGGCAAAGACAACAAAGCAGUUAUUGCAAGUAAUAUAAUGUAUGUGGUUGGUCAGUAUCCAAGAUUUCUGAGGGCUCAUUGGAAGUUUCUGAAAACUGUUGUGAAUAAGUUGUUUGAGUUCAUGCACGAGACACAUCCUGGAGUUCAGGACAUGGCCUGUGACACUUUCCUGAAAAUUGUUCAGAAAUGCAAGCGGAAAUUUGUUAUCCUCCAGCUUGGAGAAAGUGAACCAUUUGUCUCUGAACUUUUGACUACUCUUCCAACAACAAUUGCUGAUCUUCAGCCCCAUCAGAUUCAUACCUUUUAUGAAUCUGUUGGUCAUAUGAUUCAAGCUGAACCUGACCCUCAGAAGAGGGAUGAAUACUUGCAGCGGCUGAUGGAGCUUCCUAAUCAGAGAUGGAAUGAAAUUAUUGGACAAGCUCGUCAAAGUGUGGACUUCUUGAAAGAUCAAGAUAUUAUAAGGGCAGUUCUCAACAUAUUGCAGACAAAUACUAGUGUUGCCAGUUCCCUUGGAACCUACUUCUUGUCGCAGAUUUCUCUUAUCUUUCUGGACAUGCUUAAUGUGUACAGAAUGUAUAGUGAGCUUAUAUCCACAAGCCUUGCGCAAGGAGGACCAUAUGCUUAUAGAACAUCCAUAGUGAAACUCUUGCGCUCGGUAAAGCGGGAAACGCUUAAACUCAUAGAGACAUUCUUAGAUAAGUCCGAAGAUCAACCACAGAUAGGAAAACAAUUUGUGCCCCCGAUGAUGGACCCAAUUCUUGGUGAUUAUGCCCGGAAUUUGCCUGAUGCUAGAGAAUCAGAAGUUCUCUCUCUUUUUGCCACUAUAAUAAACAAGUACAAGGGUGCGAUGAUAGAAGAUGUUCCUCGAAUAUUUGAAGCUGUUUUUCAGUGUACGUUGGAGAUGAUCACAAAGAAUUUUGAAGAUUAUCCUGAACAUCGCCUAAAAUUUUUUUCGUUGCUUCGUGCCAUUGCUACGCACUAUAGUGAUCAGCUGAUUUCUUAG
Messenger RNA from Coffea arabica (coffee), 2936 nucleotides. Lineage: Eukaryota; Viridiplantae; Streptophyta; Magnoliopsida; Gentianales; Rubiaceae. The record is from RefSeq and is a predicted model, not a curated record.